UGAAGCACUCAUAGCAACCAAUGGCAUCCAGUGAAGCACAAGGCAACACAAACAAGUGAAGCACUCAUAGCAACCAAUGGCAUCCAGUGAAGCACAAGGCAACACCAACAAGCGUUGCCUGGCUCAGAUAGAGGCUGAGGAACAACGCCUGCUGGCAGUCGAGGCUGCCCGCAUACAAGCUGAAGAGGCAGCUGCAGCAGAGAAACUGCGGCUACAGGCCGAUGCAGAAGUAGAUGCCCAGGCUCGCCGAAAGGAAGCCCAGGAUCUGCUGCAGCGGCAUGAAGCCAACAGCAUCGACAGACUCAAGUACUGGCAUUUUCAACCAAACGGCGACGACGCAACACCGGAAGAAAAGCACAAGGAGUUCCUCUCCAAACUCGUGACGCGGUUGUUGUAUGCUUGCAACUACCAAAGGUCAGAGUUGGAAAGACAGCACCGGGACCUGACGCAACAGCAUCAGGAAUUGGCGACGCUCCGCCGCACAGUGCAGAGCCACGAGGAUGCAACUCGGGCACUCAAUGCCCGAUUGUUGGACCUGGAACAGGCUGUACCAGGACCAGCCGCUGGAGCUUCCACCAGUGCACCCUCAAGCCGCCAACUGGAGGACCGCGUUGACCACGUAGUGGCAAUGCUCGGCGACAUCAGCACCUUCUCUGCGCCGACCACCACCAUCAGCAGUCAGCUGCAUACAUUGAAGACCGAGGUCCAGAAGCUGCAGUCGACGAACGCGGACGACAAUCCGAAGAUGUACAAGAUGCCAACUUUCAACCUGGAGAGGCUCGACGACUACACGCAGCAGGAUCCCGUCCUCUGGUGGGAAGCAUUCACAACGCAACUCAGGAUUCUGCCAGUAGCCAAGCAUGCGUACAUCGGCGCCCUGUUCCUGAACUCAAAGGGCGGAUGCCAGACCUGGUUGAGCCACCUGGCAACCUCCCACGGCGUCGACAUACCAGACUUGAAGGACGUAAUCACAUGGGAGGAACUAACACGGCUGUGGAAGAAGCGGUUCAUCGUGCCAUUCGUAUUCGAUGACGACGCGCGCCAGACUUUCCAAGCACUCAAGACGGCCAUGCUCAUGGCACCCAUCCUUAGCAUCUACGACCCCACUCUGCCUACGAGGGUGACGACUGAUGCUUCCGGUUACGGCAUUGGGGCAGUCUUGGAGCAGCACGACGGCGAGGAUUGGCACCCUGUGGAGUAUUUCAGCCACAAAGUGCCUCCCAUCAAUUCUCUGGAUGAUGCAAGGAAGAAGGAGCUGCUUGCGUUCGUCAUGGCUCUCAAGCGAUGGCGACACUUCCUUCUUGGGCGUCGUAGGUUCACAUGGGUCACGGACAAUAACCCAUUGACCUACUACAAGACGCAGGACACCGUGAGCAGCACGAUUGGACGGUGGAUGUACUUCAUCGACCAGUUUGACUUCACACCGAAACACGUUGACGGCCUCUCCUAUCACGCAGCAGAUGCACUUUCGCGACGACCUGAUCUUUGCGCUAUGACGCAUCACGCCUUCGCGUUCGUCGAGGACCUCCAGCGACACUUCAUCAGGGGCUAUCACAAACCCCGCAACCGCAAUCCCUAUGGCGAGUUACGCCCGAUGCCUAUCCCCCGGGAACCCGGUAUCUCCAUUGCUAUGGAUGUCACCGGUCCGUUUCCUCGAGACCGGCUCGGGCACGACGGCAUCCUCACGGUUGUGGACCGAUUGAGCAAGUACGCACGUUUUCUUCCUUGCAAGUACUACUCCACGGCUCCCGAGCUGGCACGCCUCUUGCACACCGGUUGGAUUUGUGGCCACGGCGUACCCGAGGACAUAGUCAGCGACCGCGACACUCGUUUCAUGUCGACUUUUUGGACCUCUCUCAUGCAGGAGUCCGGCACGACGAUGAAACCCAGUUCGGCUCGGCAUCCACAAACAGACGAGCAAAUGGAGCAGGCACAUCAGACCGCUCAAAUGAUGCUUCGUACGCUCAUCCGUCCGGACCAGAAGGAUUGGGUUGACCGCCUCCCCGACAUCGAGUUCGGCUACAACACUUCAGUGCACCCGGCGAUCGGUGUGACUCCAUUCGGGUUGCACCACGGUGGACGGAAAGGCCGUAUCUUCGCUGAUCUUCUCCUCCCUCGACCAGCCGACAUUGACGCCGCUUGCUCUCCCGCUUCCGUCCGGAAGUACAGGGAAUUGCUGGCUCAAGCCCGCACAAACAUGCAAAAGGCUCAAGUCCGCAUGCAGCAGCAAGCCAACAGGCGCCGCGUACCAUGUCCCAUCCGCGCCGGAGAUCGAGUUUGGGUCUCCUCGAAAGAGUUUGCAUUGGAACAGGAUGUCUCACGCAAACUACUCCCUAAGUGGUUUGGACCAUGGACAGUGACAUCAGCUGCGGGCGAUGAGCCCGUUGGCCCUUCAUUUGUGAUCGACAUUCCUGAGCAUCUGACGGUCCAUCCAGUCUUUCAUGCGUCAAAGCUGGCAACAUAUACACCAACUAAGAGCGAUGACUUCCCGGGCCGACGAUCACAGAACCCUCCUUCUAUGGUUUGUCAUCAAGAGGUUGACCGCGUCAUCUCAGAUCGCAAGUAUGGCAGCAAGCCGCGCCAGUACAAAGUUACAUUCAGAGCAUGCGAUCCCGACGACACUCGGUGGAUUUCAGGAGCAGAUUUGAAAGCGUCUGCACCGCUGAUCUACGCGCACUAUGAGCGACAGAGGUUAGCCAAGGGACCUCCACGACCUGCCCCUCCCACCCGGACUGUGGUCCCUCCCUCAGACAGACAGCUUCGCCCUCGUAGGUAAGCUCGGUCUUUCAAGGAGGGGGGGCUGUGGCAUACUGUGCAGCCACACGGGCCUUGCAGGGCCCGUCCCGGACCUCCAGCCUG
This is a messenger RNA of Chara braunii, 2859 nucleotides long. The record is from the annotation of a GenBank genome assembly. NCBI's taxonomy places the organism in Eukaryota, Viridiplantae, Streptophyta, Charophyceae, Charales, Characeae.